Molecule: messenger RNA, 934 nt
Organism: Triticum aestivum (bread wheat)
Lineage: Eukaryota; Viridiplantae; Streptophyta; Magnoliopsida; Poales; Poaceae
Product: zinc finger protein AEBP2-like
Exons: 1
Coding region: 110-685 (191 amino acids)
Source: RefSeq, a predicted model, not a curated record
UCAGAGUCGGUGAGGACAUGUGGAGCAGAGCAGACUGCAGAUAAAACAGAGAGCUCUGCUUAUAGUCGAGUGCGCGCGCGCCCUAGGGGCUAAGCUACUGCUGAAGAUAAUGCAGGGCGCCACCAGCAUCCAUCGAUGCGCGAUGUUCCCCACCGCACGCUGCAGUGUCCUCCCCGUCCACCAAAAGCCGCGCGUCGCCGUCGCCGUCCCCCGCCGGCGCGCGCGGGCGCUCACGGCCGUCUCUGUCAGGCCGCGCCGCGGAGGUGCGCGCCGUGACCGCUCGUGGGACGACGACGGCGGCGGGGGGAGCGGCGACGAGGACGGCAUCGACGAGAGCUUCUUCGGGGACGCGCGUGACGAGGAGGAAGACGAGCCGGAGGAGGAGGAGGAGUCGCCUUUGGGGCCGGGGCGACGGGCGGCCGUCUCGCCGGAGUCGCCCGGGGGGCAGCUGCGCGGGUCCGACGUGCUGCGGGCGCUGCAGCGGGCGGCGGCCGCGAAGGAGGCCAAGAAGAGGAGCAAACGGAGCGCGGGCGCGGCGCGGCGGCAGGGGAAGGGCGGCGGCGCGAAGGCCGCGGAGGAGGUCGUGGCGGGGGAGGCGAGGCCGGUAGAGAUAAGGCGCGAGUGGGCGCCGAGGAUCCGGGAGCUGGAGCUCAGGGUGCGGCAGCUGCUCCACAAGCACCAGUAGGCACCGCAAGUCAUGAUCUUUGGUUGAAGAGCUCUGUUGAUUAAAAAUGGCCAAUCCAUGUUUGUGCCGGCGAAGAAGCGUGCUUUGAGUCUGUUGAAUUUUGAUUCUUGGAACACAGACAGCUCUGCUUGUAUACGCACUCCCUUCUCAUUCUGAGAUUUUCUCAUGAGUCUUUCUGUGAGGCGCAUUUUGGAGCCAGGGUGCAAGAGGCGGGAUUCGACAAGAUCAACUCGGCGAUACGGCAAACCC